This is a messenger RNA of Nymphaea colorata (pocket water lily), 3343 nucleotides long. RefSeq names its product probable LRR receptor-like serine/threonine-protein kinase At1g56140. The record is from RefSeq and is a predicted model, not a curated record. Bases 80 to 3175 code for a protein of 1031 amino acids. The transcript is spliced from 24 exons. Gene Ontology annotation, biological process: protein phosphorylation. Lineage: Eukaryota; Viridiplantae; Streptophyta; Magnoliopsida; Nymphaeales; Nymphaeaceae. Gene Ontology annotation, molecular function: protein kinase activity; ATP binding; protein binding.
UCUUAUCUGAUGCCAUCGAUUCUGCGCUGUCGUCUCUGUCCUCUCGCCACACUUCCAUUUACUGCGAAGAGAGGAAACCAUGAGAACGCAGAGUGCCAAGUUUAGCAUGUCCAUGGAUUCUCCUUUUCUCUUGCUUCUUCUUCAGUGGAUUGUGUGCUUCCUCUUUGUUGUUGGAAGCGGGGGCCAAGCACAAGGCCGGAACGUCACAGACCCUGUUGAAGUGAGCGCUUUCAGAAGCAUAUCAAAGCAUUGGAACCUGCCGUCGACCGCUUCAUGGAAUCUAAGUGAGCCCUGCAGUGGCACAGCCAUUGAUUCUUCCACAAUAGAUGACGGCCGCUACAACCCUGCAAUCAAGUGUUCCUGCACAAAUGGGACUUGCCAUAUCACCAAACUCAAAGUUUAUGCUCUGAGUAUCACGGGAACUAUACCCGAUGCUCUUGCAAAUCUUACUUUGAUGGAUAAUAUAAUUCUGUCUCAAAAUUAUCUGACUGGACCAUUGCCUGCAUUCCUUGGAAAGUUGACCAACAUGGAAUACCUGACUUUUGGUAUUAAUGCUCUCUCUGGCACGGUUCCGAAGGAACUUGGAAAUCUUACACAACUCAAAUCACUGUCCUUUGGAUCAAAUAAUUUCUCAGGCCCUCUUCCACCCGAGCUUGGAAACCUGGUGAACUUGGAACAACUGUAUAUUGAUACUGCUGGCCUAAGUGGUCCAAUUCCAUCAACAUUCAUAAAUCUAAAGAAUUUGGGCAUAAUAUGGGCAUCAGGCAACCAAUUUACUGGAAAGAUACCUGACCUUAUAUGCAAGUUGACGAAACUCACUGACUUGAGGCUUGAGGGGAGCUUUUCACAGGGUCCAAUACCAUCAGGGUUCUCUAAUUUAACAUUGUUGUCAACUCUGCUUAUAAGUGACCUGUCAAAUGGAACCUCCUCCUUAUUGUUUAUUAAAAACAUGAAAUCUCUGGGCACUUUAGUAUUGAGGAAUGUCAAUCUAUCUGGAAGUAUUCCAACUGAUAUAUGGAGUUAUCAAGAAUUGAAUCAUUUGGACCUCAGUUUCAAUAAUCUGACUGGUCAAAUUCCGAGCUCUCUCUUCAAUAUGAAUAAACUUAUCUACUUGUACCUUGGAAACAACCAUUUGUCCGGUGUAAUCCCAUCCACAAAAAGUUCAAAUCUCAAAAAUAUAGACUUGUCAUACAACAAUUUAUCAGGAACUAUUCCUUCUUGGUUGGGUGAAACAAAUUUGCAAAUUAAUUUGGUUGGAAACUCCUUGGUCAUUGAUAGCUCUGACAACAGUGGUUUGACUGCUGGACUGAAGUGUCUUCAACAGGGCUUCUCAUGUAGUCAAAAUUCUCCUACUUAUUCUUCAUUUGCAAUUAACUGUGGUGGUCCACAGAUUACAUCUUCAGGUGGCAUAGUGUUUGAUGGAGAGAAUGAAGAUCUUCGUGCUUCAUCAUAUUAUAUGAUUGACACAGAUAGAUGGGCAGUGAGUAACAAUGGGAUGUUUCUUUACAACAACAAUCCUCAGUUUACGCAGAACACCUCCAAACCGUUUACCAACACAUUAGAUUCAAACUUAUUCCAAACAGCAAGGCUAUCUCCAGUUUCAUUGCGAUAUUAUGGACUUGGCCUUGAAAAUGGAAACUACAAAGUCAACCUUCUAUUUGCUGAAACAGCUUUCCCGGAUACACCUACGUGGCAAAGUGUUGGAAGGCGUAUUUUUGAUAUUUACAUUCAAGGUAAGAUGGUGCUUAAAGAUUUUGACAUAAGAAGGCAGGCAGGUGGAGUUUCAUUUAGAGCUGUUUCGAUGAAUUUUACAGCCAAUGUAUCCCAUAACUUCCUUGAAAUACACCUUUACUGGGCUGGAAAGGGAACCUGUUGCAUUCCUGCCCAAGGAACUUAUGGGCCAUCUAUUUCAGCAAUUAGUGUUACUCCAGAUUUUGUGCCUACUGUUUGCAAUCGCACACCAGGCAUGUGCUUCAGAAAGAAAAAGGCAGUGAGGGCUGUCAUUGGAAUUUCUAUUGCUGCUGCAGUGGUUGUGGUUACUUUCCUUCUGGUAGUUUUUGUAUUACGACAGAGGAAAAGGAAGCUUCUCCUACAAAAUGCAAAUGCAGAGCUCUCAGGAACAGGUGUUCAACCAAAUAUGUUUAGCUUUGCUGAACUACAGGUUGCAACAAAUCACUUUGAUGCUGCAAACAAGUUGGGAGAGGGAGGAUACGGACCCGUAUAUAAGGGCACACUUUCAGAUAGGAGGUUUGUUGCUGUGAAGCAACUCUCUGCAGCAUCACAUCAAGGGAAGAAUCAGUUCCUCACGGAGAUUGCGACCAUUUCUGCAGUGGAACAUCGAAAUCUUGUGAAGUUGCUCGGAUGUUGCCUUGAGGGAGAUAAACGUCUCCUAGUCUACGAGUAUAUGGAAAACAAAAGCCUUGAUCAAAGCCUCUUUGGAAACAAAGGACUGAAUUUGAAUUGGUCCACUCGCUUUCACAUCUUGUUGGGAACAGCUCGAGGGCUUGCUUAUCUUCAUGAAGGAUCAAGAAUAAAAAUUGUACAUAGGGACGUCAAAGCAAGCAAUAUUCUACUUGAUGCGGAGCUUAAUCCAAAAAUUUCUGAUUUUGGUAUGGCCAAGCUUUAUGAUGAUGAUAAAUCACACCUUAGCACCAGGGUUGCUGGAACAGUUGGAUAUCUUGCACCAGAAUAUGCCAUGCGUGGACACUUAACAGAAAAGGUUGAUGUCUUUGGGUUUGGGGUUCUUGCACUUGAGGUUAUUAGUGGAAGGCCUAACGCAGACAAUACCUUAGACCCGAAGGAGAUAUAUCUUCUGGAAUGGGCUUGGCAUUUGCAUGAGAACGACAGCCACUUGAAAUUGGUGGAUCCAACUCUAACUGAAUAUAAUGAAGAGGAAGCUCUCAGGGUGAUUAGAGUUGCUCUUUUGUGCACACAAGCAUCGCCAUCACUACGGCCACGCAUGUCUCGUGUCAUUGCCAUGUUGUCAGGAGACAUAGAAGUGGACGCUGCAACAUCAAGGCCUGCAUAUCUUACUGAUUGGCAGUUCAAGGAUAUAAGCAGCACAAUUAAUACUGAUACAUCCACAUCCAAGACGUCUGCAACUACAGCCACUGAUGACUACCAAUCUGCACCAAUAACCACAAGCACAAUAACCCCUGGAACUCACUCGCAGUGAUGCGCAUCCAAUAUUUCAACAAUCACAGAGAUGUUGAUGAUGAUAAUAUCCAUUAAAUAAGGUUUUGACCUGUGUGUGCCUUAGUACCAUAUGGCUGUAAGCUCUUUUUCAAUGACUAGAAAACUAAGGAUGUGCCAAAUUUGCCUACAUGAGGGGCAUUUUACCGUA